This is a messenger RNA of Trichoderma reesei QM6a, 1644 nucleotides long. RefSeq names its product GMC oxidoreductase. The transcript is spliced from 3 exons. Bases 1 to 1644 code for a protein of 547 amino acids. The record is from RefSeq and is a predicted model, not a curated record. Gene Ontology annotation, molecular function: flavin adenine dinucleotide binding; oxidoreductase activity, acting on CH-OH group of donors. NCBI's taxonomy places the organism in Eukaryota, Fungi, Ascomycota, Sordariomycetes, Hypocreales, Hypocreaceae.
AUGCUCUGGGAUUACAUUUUUGUUGGCGGUGGCCUCUCCGCCUCUGUGGUGUCCAACCGCCUCCACCACUUCGACUCGUCUCUCAAAAUCCUUGUCAUAGAGGCCGGAGGCAACGCCAACAACGACGAGAGCGUCAUGUGGCCAAACUCAACCAAUCUCAUCGGCGGAGAGUACGACUGGAAGUACAAGACGGUCCCGCAGGUAGCCCUGAACAAUCGCAACGUUGACUUGCCUUGUGGCAAGGCACUUGGAGGCGGCACUGUUAUCAACUCAGGUGGCUGGAUCCGCGGGGACAAGUUUGACUUUGACCUCUGGGGCGACCUUGUUGGCGACCACCGCUGGUCGUAUGCUGGGCUUCUCCCCUACAUGAAACUCAGCGAGGACUGCCCCGUCGACAACCCCAAAGAGCACGGCAAAGACGGACCACUGCCUAUUCAGGGAAUUGUCUCGACCCACCGUGAAUUCCCACUCCGCAACCAGACUCUUGAAUCAUGGGAGGCACUUGGCGUUACCCAGCUUCCUAACAUUGACGGCAACGCUGGCAACCCUCUCGGUAUCGGCGAUCUCUUCGAGAACAAGCUCAAGGGACGCCGUGAAAUUGCGUCCAACAACUUCCCGCUCGGCGGCGUCACUGUCCUUACUAAAACCCUUGUCGCCAAGGUACUUCUGAGCACUCCCACUGCAUCCGGCCAGAAUCCCGAAGCCACUGGUGUCAAGCUCGCCAACGGAACUGAGAUCAAGGGGAAGGAGAUCAUCCUGUCCGCUGGCGCCAUCCGCACCGCCCAGCUACUCAUGCUCUCUGGGAUCGGACCAGCCGACGAGCUGAAAAAGUUCAACAUCCCCGUCCGCGUAUCACAACCCGACGUUGGCAAGAACUUCCAGGACCAUGGUCUCUUUGCAUCACUGUGGACAUUGAAGGACCCUUCGGCAGGAUAUACUGUUACAUCUCCCAACCCGCUAUGGAACCAACCACAAUACGGCUAUGGAACGCCAGCAGACUUUCUCGUCACAACUAGCAUCAAGGACAAGGCUGGAUUAGCCGUUGCUAUCGAAAAGGACGAGGGCAAGAAACCUGACCCCAAGACGCACCCUCUGCUCAAGACCGACCGCACUUUCAACGAGCAUGUCUUCAUGUACACUGGUACACCAGAUGGAACUACUGUUACCAUCAUGCUCAUUAACCUGCUGCCUACGUCGAAGGGUAGUGUCACUCUCAACUCUGCCGACAUCAAUGACGUUCCCAACAUCAAUCCCAACUAUCACUUUACCGAAGUCGACAAGUUUGUUGCCCGUGAGGGUAUGCGUCUUCAGAUUGAGUUCCUCUCCUCGAACAAGACCGCUCUCGGUCGGGACAUUAUCUCGGGAGAGUUGGGUGCUACAGGGUUUACCGAAACCUUUACGACAGAGUCUACUGAUGCAUAUAUUGAUUCCCGUAUCACGGCUGGCCUUGCGUCUACAUUCCAUCCCAUGGGAACUGCGGCUAUGGGCAAGGUGGUUGACACAAACCUUCGGGUGAAGGGAGUGAAGAAGCUUCGCAUUGUCGACACCUCUGUGUUCCCAGUGACAAUUACUGCACAUCUCCAAGUCGCUACAUAUGCUACUGCUUACCAGGCAGCAGAUAUUAUAUAUAAUACUAAAUGCUAA